Toxotes jaculatrix (banded archerfish) is the source of this 2269-nucleotide messenger RNA. RefSeq names its product checkpoint kinase 2 (gene chek2). Gene Ontology annotation, cellular component: nucleus; cytoplasm. Gene Ontology annotation, molecular function: protein serine/threonine kinase activity; protein binding; ATP binding. NCBI's taxonomy places the organism in Eukaryota, Metazoa, Chordata, Actinopteri, Toxotidae. Bases 147 to 1775 code for a protein of 542 amino acids. The transcript has 14 exons. The record is from RefSeq and is a predicted model, not a curated record. Gene Ontology annotation, biological process: protein phosphorylation; mitotic DNA damage checkpoint signaling.
GUACGGUACAGGGAAAUACGUUUCCUGUCGGGUCCCGGUCAAACUGUCCUGCACGUGUCCCGUCUGGCGGUGUCCGGUCCGGUUAGUUUGUCUGCAGGGACCGGGAGGAGAAUCCGGCUGUGGCGGACAGCCUGUCCCGAGAUAGAAUGUCUGAAGAGGUUUCACAUGAGGGGGACCAGCCCCAGUCCCUCCAGUCUGCCACCCAGUCUCAGUCCACCCAGUCCCCAUCUCAGGCCCAGUCCACCCAGUCCAUUCAGUCCACCCAGUCCACCCAGUCCCCAUCCCAGUCUAAGUCCCAGUCCCAGCCUGGUUCUAGUUCUUCCAGCGGGCCAACCUCAGGCAGCCAGUCAUCCAGCGGCUCAGGGACUGUGAGCAGCUUGGACACCAUCCCUGUCACCCUGCCGUCUGUCCCUGAGGAGCCCGAACCACAACCCUGGGGCCGCCUGCUGCCAAUGGCCCGAGGCUUCAGGAGCCAUGACUGUAUAGAGGAACAGUACCUGUUUGGAAGAGACUCUAAGUGUAACUACGUCUUGGAUGAUCCUGAUGAUCCAAGAUCCAAAAAGUUCAGAAUCUACAGCAAGAAACACUUUAGGAUCUACAGAGAGGGCAGCGAGGUCUUCGUGGAGGACUACAGUAACAAUGGGACGUUCGUUGAUGGGAUCCUGAUCGGUAAAGACAGGAAGCUUCCUCUGGUCAACAACGCAGUCCUCGCUCUGGCUGAACAACGGAACAAAGUCUUUGUCUUCAUUGACCUCAUGUCUGAUGAUCAGUCCACUUUACCUAAAGAGCUUCAGGAGAAAUAUCUGCUGACUCGACGCAUCGGCACAGGAGUCUGUGGUGAAGUCAAACUGGCCUUUGAGAGAUCGACCUGUAAACGAUUUGCUGUGAAAAUAAUAAACAAAAGGAACUUCCAGUCCGAAGGGACAGCAACACGAAACGCAAGGACAGAGAUCGAGAUUCUGCAGAGGAUCGACCACCCUUGUCUCAUAAAGACAGAGGACUUCUAUCAGACGGAGGACAGUUACUACAUUGUGUUGGAGCUGAUGGAGGGAGGUGAACUCUUCCACAGGGUCAAGUCUCAGCAGCAGCUCCACGAGUCUGUGGCCAAACUUUAUUUCUACCAGAUGCUCCGAGCCGUCCAGUAUCUCCACAGUAAUGGAAUCAUCCACCGGGACCUGAAGCCAGAGAACGUCCUGCUGUCCUCACAGGACGACGUCUGUCUCAUCAAGGUGACAGACUUUAACCAGUCCAGGAUCCUGGAGGAGGCCGUGUUGAUGAGGACUCUGUGUGGGACUCCAUCUUACCUUGCUCCUGAAGUCUUCACCCACGCCUCCACCACAGGAUACGGCCUCGCCGUGGACGCGUGGAGCCUCGGAGUCCUGCUCUUUGUCUGUCUGGGUGGUUAUCCUCCGUUUCAUGAGAGUUUUGGUCGUCAGUCAGUCACAGAUCAGAUCAUAAAAGGAGAGUUUACUAUGGUCCAGUCCAAGUGGAAGCACAUCUCUGACCAAGCGAAGGAUGUGGUGAGGAAGCUGCUGGUUGUUGAUCCCAGUAGGAGGAUGACUAUAGAAGAAGCUCUGCAGCACACCUGGUUACAGGAUCAUGUGAUGCUGGAGACGGCCCACAGGCUGAUGUACCCCACUGGAGACCCCCCCCGCUUUCAGGAGGCGGGAUCAGCCUCAGGUUCCUUCAGGAGGAAACGAGGACGAGACGAAGGAGAUGAGGAGGAGGAUCAUCCGGCCAAACGGAGCCAAGCCCCACCCCCUGUCCCCCUGUAGUGGACCAGUCAGAUUCAGCUGUUCCUCAGGUCAUGUGACUCAGCUCCCUGUUCACUACUGAAACAGUCCAUUGUAAAUAAAGUUUAAUGUUUUCUAAUAAAGUCUUUUAUAUUUUUCAGCCUUCGUGUUUUUCUGUUGAAAACUGAGGGAAACCAAAUCCAGUUUAAAAUCAGAAACGCUGUCUCAUCUGUCUCUGCCUCUGUCUGUCUCUGACUGUGUCUCUGACUCUGUCUCUGACUCCGUCUCCAACCCAUGAGAACAGUCCUCUGUCUCUCUGUCUCUGAUGUGAGGAGGUAACUGCUUCACCAUGACUGAAGGUACAAACUGUUACUUUUUACAUGAAACUUUGUCAAAACUACAAAUCACUUUAUCUAUAAACAGAAUUAUCUGACUGGUAUUUUGUCAUAUUUCAUUCUUACAUAUUUUUGCAGUGUCAUUAUUCAUGUUGUUUUCAUGACGACAGUGAAAAUGAUCAACAGCUCGGUCAGGAGGAA